ACAAAAUGUCCAGAGAAGACAAUACCACAGACUAUGAUGGUAUCAUUACAGAAUUUGAAGUCACAGAAAAUGCAAUCAAGCAGUACCAACAUGUGAUCAGGAUGAUCUACUUAAUUACAUAUUCUGUUGUCCUGAUCCUCGGUGUCACCCUCAACUUCAUCGUCAUUAUCAUCAGCUGCCUGGAAAACAAGAAAACGCCAACGGUUUCCACUUGGAUUACGGCGUUGGCUGUAACACACUUAGUCUCCAGCGCAUUUGUUGUUCUUCAGCUGCUGUAUGCUUACAAUAACUUUGAAUGGAAUUACGGAAAAGCAAGCUGCAAGCUGUCAUCCUAUAUCACCUACGGCAGUAUGUUCUCCACAGCAGCCAUGCUGAGUCUCUGGAGCAUUAGUUCUGCUUUUUUUAAAAACGAUUGCUUAGAAAAUUGCAAGAAUUGUAACAUCAUUCUGAUUUCAUUCUCCUGGUCUAUUGCAGCAGUCUUGGCAUGUCCUUCGCUGUUUUCCAGAGAGGUGCGAUCUUCUCAGUGCAUUGAUGAUUAUGACUUGGACAAAUCGAAAACAACUCAAGACGGCAUUGCUAGGCUGAAGGCAGUCGUUAUCAUGAGAUUUCUUAUCGGGCUCCUUGUGCCAGCUUUGAUCAUGUUUCUCAGCUGUUUGACAUCAGCUCAUAGAAGGAAUAAAGAUUGCAAUAAGCAGGCACAGAUCAUCUGUGCUAUAAAGAUUGCCUUCUUUGUGUUCUGGGGCCCUCAAAUCUUCUUAACCAUGCUUCAAGCCACUCUUACCGACAGCCUGGGUCCAAGUAUGUUGAAAUAUGGACUUCCAGCAGCUACUGCAUUGGCCACAGCCCACCCUUUUAUCAGCCCGAUCAUCUAUUUGUUAUUGGGAUGUAGUAUUAAAAUGAAGUGGAUGGCACAUGACCCAGGUCAGUUUGAAAUGGGGGUUUAUAACACUGUUGCCUUGCACCAAUAAGGUCCCCAGAUCAAGUCCCAAAUGAGCCUGGAGGUCUGUCUGUGUGGAGUUUUUCAGAGGUGAAUUGGAGACACUAACUUGUCUGUGUAGUGAAUGAGAAAGAGUGUUCCCCAAUGAUGGAAUGGUCAUCCAUGCAGUGUUUCCUCCACCCUUGGACCAGCAUCCCUGCGACCCUACAGAGGAUAAGCAGUUUGAAGAAUGGAUGGAUGACCCAGAUCACAACAAUGAACUGAUGCGCUUAGGAAAAUGCUGCCCAUGAAUUGUACACAGGCAUUAAAGAUUGAUGUAGCAAU
Messenger RNA from Sinocyclocheilus rhinocerous, 1261 nucleotides. Its product is annotated as chemokine-like receptor 1. The transcript has a single exon. Gene Ontology annotation, cellular component: plasma membrane. The coding region runs from base 6 to 968 and encodes 320 amino acids. The record is from RefSeq and is a predicted model, not a curated record. Gene Ontology annotation, molecular function: complement receptor activity; G protein-coupled receptor activity. Gene Ontology annotation, biological process: positive regulation of cytosolic calcium ion concentration; phospholipase C-activating G protein-coupled receptor signaling pathway; complement receptor mediated signaling pathway. NCBI's taxonomy places the organism in Eukaryota, Metazoa, Chordata, Actinopteri, Cypriniformes, Cyprinidae.